Neoarius graeffei (lesser salmon catfish) is the source of this 1042-nucleotide messenger RNA. It is a transcript of the gene mc5ra, whose product is annotated as melanocortin 5a receptor. Lineage: Eukaryota; Metazoa; Chordata; Actinopteri; Siluriformes; Ariidae. Gene Ontology annotation, cellular component: membrane. The transcript has a single exon. Gene Ontology annotation, molecular function: melanocortin receptor activity. The record is from RefSeq and is a predicted model, not a curated record. Gene Ontology annotation, biological process: G protein-coupled receptor signaling pathway. The coding region runs from base 1 to 999 and encodes 332 amino acids.
AUGAACUUCUCCAAGACCACCACUGUCAGCCCCUCUAUCUGGAACCUUAUGGUUAAUUCCAGCGAAGGUGUCUACUCCCUGAACAUCACCGAAGCUCCACCAACUCGCACGAAAGCCAAAGUCUGUGAGCAGCUCACCAUCACCCCUGAGGUGUUCCUCAUCCUGGGCAUCAUCAGCUUGUUGGAGAACAUCCUGGUCAUCUGUGCCAUAGUGAAGAACAAGAACCUGCACUCGCCCAUGUACUUCUUUGUGUGUAGUCUUGCAGUGGCGGACAUGUUGGUGAGCGUGUCGAAUGCGUGGGAGACCAUUGUCAUCUACCUGCUCAGCAAUCAACAGCUGGUGGCGGAAGAUCACAUCAUUAGACAAAUAGACAACGUCUUCGACUCCAUGAUCUGCAUCUCCGUGGUGGCGUCCAUGUGCAGCCUCCUGGCCAUUGCCGUAGAUCGCUACAUCACCACUUUUUACGCGCUGCGCUACCACAACAUCAUGACUGUGAAGCGUGCGUCACUCAUCAUCACCGGGAUUUGGACAUUUUGUACGGGAUGCGGCAUCGUCUUCAUCAUCUACUCCGACAGCACGCUCGUCAUCGUGUGCCUGGUGUCCAUGUUCUUCAUCAUGCUGGCACUCAUGGCCUCACUGUACACCCACAUGUUCAUGUUGGCUCGAUCACAUGUCAAACGCAUCGCCGCUCUGCCCGGAUACAACUCCAUCCACCAGAGGACUAACAUGAAAGCAGCCGUCACGCUCACCAUCCUGCUGGGGAUCUUCAUCGUGUGCUGGGCUCCCUUCUUCCUCCACCUCAUCCUCAUGAUCUCCUGCCCAAGGAACCUGUACUGCAUGUGUUUCAUGUCCCACUUCAACAUGUACCUCAUCCUGAUCAUGUGUAACUCCGUCAUCGACCCACUCAUCUACGCCUUCAGGAGUCAGGAGAUGCGCAAGACGCUCAAGGAGCUCAUCUGCUGCUACAGCCUGAGGAACGUCUUAAGAUGGUCGAAUUGAAUCCAGAUCCAGAUGUGUGUGUGUCAUUUUACAUUUAUUUUAG